AUGAGCUCUAGCUGCACCCAGCAAGUCUUUUCGGAGUGUCCUCAGUUUGAGUAUGUUGGACUUAGCUACACUGGAUCUGCUGAUGAUUUCUUCGUUGACCCAAUUCAAGGACACAAAUACUUCGCCUCGCGUAACUAUAAACCACUUGAAAUUGCCAAUGGUUACCGUGUCCAAGAAAUUCGACCACAAGGACGCGGUACCUACACCGGUCAGGUUGAUGAUGGGUUUGCAGCGGCAAGUGGCUACAAGGUCCGUGAGGCUCGACCUCAAGCAUUCAAUCACUCGGAACCUAGAUAUCAAUCCCCACACGGCGAUUCUUACCCGGCUGCCGAUCAGCGCGUUCCUCAACAUGAAUAUCGCUCUCAGUUCCAGGAAGCUAACUCUGGAAGGGCACGCGCGACUGCGCAAUAUAGCUCUUCGACGAAGGGUAAUGAUAUACCAUACAAUGGCAGUCAUCAUAGAAAUGGGAAUAAUGCGUAUCCCUCUGAAGGAAGUAAGCAGUCGUUCACUUCAAGCGACUAUUCUGCCAAAUCGUCUUUCAAUUAUAGCUCCUAUCGAACCCGCACUGCCACUCCCAAGAAACCUCCGAUUCCAGACACUGACCUGCCGGUGGGCUUAAAGUCUGAAGUCGAUCUUUACGCUGUUCUUGGCGUACCCAAGUCUAGUAGUGCCCAGGAGCUGAAGAAGGUGCAUCGUCAAUUGUCUUUGAAGCAUCACCCUGACCGCGUGCCAGCCGAAUGCAAGGAGAAAGCCACGGAGCAAAUGGCCGAAAUCAACCGAGCUUACGAUGUCCUAAAGGACAAUGAAGCUAGACGAGUGUAUGAUACCACCGGUAAGGUAGUCGAAUCUUCAUGA
Molecule: messenger RNA, 855 nt
Organism: Aaosphaeria arxii CBS 175.79
Lineage: Eukaryota; Fungi; Ascomycota; Dothideomycetes; Pleosporales
Product: DnaJ-domain-containing protein
Exons: 1
Coding region: 1-855 (284 amino acids)
Cellular component (GO): cytoplasm; nucleus
Molecular function (GO): heat shock protein binding
Source: RefSeq, a predicted model, not a curated record